AUGAGCCCUGUUGCAGAAGUCCCAGCAUUGGAUUUACUGUGCUUUAAGAUGAAUGGUUCCUGCUACAGAACCCUACAUCCCUUUGGAGUCCAGUUAGCCAUCUACUUCGUCUGCACUCUUGGUAUGCUUCUGAUGGUCCUGGGAAACCUGCUGGUGGUAAUUUCUAUCUUCCACUUCAAAGUACUUCACACUCCAACCAAUUUCUUGCUGCUCUCCCUAGCCUUGGCAGAUCUCCUCCUGGGCUUAACAGUCCUUCCUUUUAGCGCAAUCCGCUCUGUGGAAAGCUGCUGGUACUUCGGUGAUGACUUUUGCCGGCUCCAUACUUUUCUGGACACUUUGUUUUGCUUGAUUUCCAUAUUCCAUCUCUGUUUUAUAUCUAUUGACCGUCACUAUGCCAUCUGUGACCCAUUGCUCUAUCCCACCAAGUUCACCAUAAGGGUUGCCUGCACUUACAUUGCAGUGGGGUGGGGGGUACCUGUGGUUUAUACCUCCAUCUUCCUUUAUAGCAAAAUGGUUGAGGAGGGUUUAGGUCAUUUCUUGCAGGACAUGCCUUGCAUUGGGAGCUGUCAGCUGCUCUUCAACAAACUCUGGGGUUGGAUAAACUUCCCAGUUUUCUUCCUCCCCUGUCUCAUAAUGAUAGGCUUGUAUGUGAAAAUAUUCAUUGUGGCAACCAAACAAGCCAAACAGAUAACCAGCAUGACUAGGAACAACGGUAAUCCACAGCAUGAGAUGGGAGCCAUGAAAAGAGAAAAGAAGGCAGCGAAGACUCUGGGGAUUGCUGUAGGAAUCUACCUCCUGUGCUGGUUGCCCUUUACCAUAGACACCAUAGUAGACAGCUUGUUGGAUUUCAUUACCCCACCUGUAGUGUUUGAUGUUCUUAUUUGGUUUGCUUACUUUAAUUCUGCAUGCAACCCCUUGAUUUAUGUGUUUUCAUAUCAUUGGUUCAGGAAAGCUAUAAAGCUUGUCCUAACUCGUCAGAUCUUCAGCACACGAACAUGUACAAUAGACCUUUAUCAAGAGGAAUAA
Messenger RNA from Anolis sagrei ordinatus, 1026 nucleotides. RefSeq names its product trace amine-associated receptor 5-like. Gene Ontology annotation, molecular function: trace-amine receptor activity. Gene Ontology annotation, biological process: G protein-coupled receptor signaling pathway; cell surface receptor signaling pathway. Gene Ontology annotation, cellular component: membrane. NCBI's taxonomy places the organism in Eukaryota, Metazoa, Chordata, Lepidosauria, Squamata, Anolidae. The record is from RefSeq and is a predicted model, not a curated record.